AUGGGAUCAGACGGCUGUCUCCAAGCUUCCUACGCUCCUCUAUUCUUCCAUCCUAACCUCAAAGGAUCCCAGGUCAUUAUGGAGGAAUCUUGCCGUAGAGUAAGUAGAAGAGCCUCGUUCCAUGAUGGUAUUGUCUUCUCCAGACGGCCCAUAGAACUUUAUGAGAAAGUGAGGGUGAAAAUCAUAGAAGAAGACCGGAAGUGGCAGGGUGGACGACGAGUGGGCUUCACCUGGAAAGAUCCCUGUCUUCAGUGUGGUGAAUUGCCUCCAUUUGUGUGCCCAGACUUGGUCAGUCAAGGGAAGACUUGUGCAUGUGUUGUUCCAGAUGAAUAUAUAGCAGAAGAUACCACUGUCAGCUUCUGGGUGGACAACCAGGGCUGCGUUUGUUGCAGCACCAAGCUUGAGGCAGAAGGGUCCUUCCUCUUCAAUGGUGUCUCGGUUGAAUCUCCCCUUUGGACUGUUGUGGACGUCUGUGGAAGAACUAAAACAAUCCAACCUCUCGGGAAGCAACCGCAGGCUCUACAAUUGGCUUUGGAUGACUUUUUAGAUCAGAGGAGGACUAGGGAAUACGUGUUGUUCCGAAGUGAUUCUACAAUAACGACAUACAAUCUGCAAGGCUUGUUAGGUUUAAGCGUGGGUAUGGGGAUCUCCCUUAUACGUGCAAGAAGAGACAACGUGGACCACGCCCCUGUACUUCCUCUCCAUUUCUUCCAUGGUGAAACCAAAGGAUCCGUGGCCAUUGCAGCAAAGCUGGUGGCGAAGCUGUAG
This is a messenger RNA of Candoia aspera, 768 nucleotides long. It is a transcript of the gene NEURL3, whose product is annotated as neuralized E3 ubiquitin protein ligase 3. The coding region runs from base 1 to 768 and encodes 255 amino acids. Gene Ontology annotation, biological process: negative regulation of Notch signaling pathway. The transcript is spliced from 2 exons. The record is from RefSeq and is a predicted model, not a curated record. Lineage: Eukaryota; Metazoa; Chordata; Lepidosauria; Squamata; Candoiidae. Gene Ontology annotation, molecular function: ubiquitin protein ligase activity. Gene Ontology annotation, cellular component: postsynaptic density; plasma membrane.